Messenger RNA from Glycine soja, 2214 nucleotides. RefSeq lists its product as uncharacterized. Lineage: Eukaryota; Viridiplantae; Streptophyta; Magnoliopsida; Fabales; Fabaceae. The transcript is spliced from 9 exons. The record is from RefSeq and is a predicted model, not a curated record. Bases 395 to 2026 code for a protein of 543 amino acids. Gene Ontology annotation, cellular component: membrane.
GAUUAAAAUGAUUAAAACCGCACCCGCCUUGUUGGUUACACUCACGUCAACAACAUUCAUCAAUGUGUUGUGUACACACUGCACACCACCCCAUCCCAUGUGACUCUCUGCCCCUUCCUUCAUCAAUCAUAGUUUCUCUGUGUUUUGUUCCGCUAAAUCUCCAAAGCAAUCAAGCAGAGUUCUUUAAUUAGAUGCAACCUCAGCACGAGGGUUAACAGAUUCCGACCGUCUCAAUGAAUGUUGUGAUUUGUGGUACUGUUGACUCCUUCUUUUUGGUUGGACUUAGAGUCCAAAAUGGCGGUGCUGGGGUGAGUUGAGUUGAAGUGAGGCACCUACUUUGCAGUCUGAGUUUGUGUUGUCUAGUCUUUUUUUUUUCUUUUUCAAACAUACAAUAAUGAAGGCCUUUUCCUUCAGUGGGGUUUGGAUUUUAUUGUUUCUGAGCUCGGUUUCAGCUUUUUCUCCAACUGGGUCGAUUCGGCAUCCCGUCAAGUUUAUCAUAGGAGAAGAAGAGGAGAAUUUGGGUUCAUGGAAGAGUGAAUUCACACAAGUGGCUCCAGCACCAGGGCCUAAAGGUGACGAUGUUCUUAUUCUGGCGGCAAACAAGACCAAUAGGCCUGACAUUCUGCGAGGAUUCCGACGUUAUCGAGGUGGUUGGGAUAUUGCAGAUCAGCAUUAUUGGGCUUCAGUUGGAUUCACUGGUGCAGCUGGUUUCAUUCUUGCUGUCCUGUGGUUUAUCUCAUUUGGCUUGGCGCUCAUGAUUCAUCUAUGCUUUGGAUGGGGAAUUAACAUCAAGGGCAAAGGAUCAAAUCAUUCACAAAGGAUUUGUCUUAUACUGCUUAUAUCAUUCACUUUUGCUGCUGCGACUGGAUGUAUCCUCCUUUCUGUUGGGCAGGAUAAAUUCCAUGGUCAAGCCUUGGAUACCCUCCAUUAUUUUGUCAAUCAGUCUGAUUAUACUGUGCAGACUCUAAGAAAUGUCACAGAGUAUCUCUCCCUUGCAAAAACUAUCAAUGUCACCCGGAUUCUUCUUCCAUCUGAUGUCAUGGAUGGUAUUGACAAGCUGAAUGUGGAUCUAAAUUCUGCAGCAGACACACUUUCCGAGAAGACAAAUGAAAAUUCAGUUAAAAUUCGAAGAGUAUUCAAUGAUGUGCGUCUAGCUCUGUAUGUUGUGGCAGCUGUGAUGCUUCUUCUGGCUCUUGUUGGACUUGUCCUGUCUGUCCUUGGAUAUCAACAUGCAAUCCUCAUAUUUGUUAUCACCGGAUGGUUACUGGUUGCAACCACAUUCGUUCUUUGUGGAGUAUUCAUAAUUCUUAAUAACGCAAUUUCUGAUACCUGUGUGGCUAUGGGAGAAUGGGUAGCAAAUCCACACACUGAAUCUGCACUAAGUAAUGUCCUCCCAUGUGUUGAUCAGAGAACCACAAACAAAACACUCUUUCAGAGUAAACAAGUGAUCAACAAUAUUGCAAAUGUUGUCAAUACGUUCAUCUAUGCCACUGCAAACAUAAAUGUAACACAAGGUAGUCCUGGCUCUUACAAUCAGUCUGGGCCUAGAAUGCCGACUUUAUGCUACCCUUUUGACUCUCAAUUUCAAGAGCGUCAAUGUACAGAUCAAGAAGUUUCUUCUGCCAAUGCUUCAAUGGUUUGGAAGAACUAUGAAUGUGAGGUAUCUGAAUCUGGCAUUUGCACCACAGUUGGCAGGGUGACCCCCGAGAUUUACUUGCAGAUAGUAGCUGCGGUGAAUGAAAGCUAUGCAUUAGAACAUUACACUCCACCUUUACUUAGCCUUCAGAAUUGCAAUUUUGUCAGGGAUGCGUUUACAAAAAUCACUUCAAGCUACUGUCCUCCAUUAAACCAUUACCUCAAGAUUAUCAAUGUAGGACUCGGCCUCAUUUCAGUUGGUGUUCUACUCUGCCUUGUUCUCUGGAUACUCUAUGCAAACCGCCCCCGAAGGAGGGAAGUGUUUGAGAAGUCAUCCUUACCAGAAACCACCACAAAUUUACCGUUGUCAAAUGCAAAUAGUGAAAUAUAGAUUGUACAAUAAAAAAAAUAGUUGAUAAAGUAGAGUUCCUUAUUGUUUUACAAUUCCCUACUAUAUUACGGGAAGAAACAAAGGUGGAGCGAAGCUGCAUCUUUGAGUUUGAAGAGAAUAGCCAAAGCUAGUGUACUACAACUUUUUUCCAUAUAAAGAAAGAGCAUUUUAAAUUGUUUUUAGCUUUU